Solea senegalensis (Senegalese sole) is the source of this 5498-nucleotide messenger RNA. It is a transcript of the gene tbc1d9, whose product is annotated as TBC1 domain family, member 9 (with GRAM domain). The transcript is spliced from 21 exons. The record is from RefSeq and is a predicted model, not a curated record. Gene Ontology annotation, molecular function: calcium ion binding. Bases 617 to 4483 code for a protein of 1288 amino acids. NCBI's taxonomy places the organism in Eukaryota, Metazoa, Chordata, Actinopteri, Pleuronectiformes, Soleidae.
CGCGCUGCCUUUAUUUCGUGAGCAGCAGCGGAGUGAGGAGGAGAAGAAGGAGAAGGAGACGGAGGAGAAGGACGAGUGAACCGUGGCGUCAUUGUCGUUACUGCGUAAACACCGCAGCUUCGCGACACUUGUGGACGCCUCCGCGGGGAGACUGUUGACGGCUCGUCCUCCGCGUUGUUUUCAUCUACACGAGUAUAAACAAACGAGUGUGGUCACACCUGCCGAUCCGUCCAAUCGACGACAAAGACCGCAGCAAACCCCGAGCUGCCUCACAGCGAAGAAACCUGGGAGAAAUUCAUUUAUAUAAAAUCCUGGAAGAAGAAAAUCUACUGUCUGCGCUUCCAUGUUGGAAGUCGAUCCCGGCCGAUCCGUGCCGACCCGUGCCGACGCUGCUGCUGCUGCUGCUGCCAGGUUUAAUUAUAGCAACUCUUUUUCAUCAACGUUCACGAGCAGAACUGUGUCUUUAAAGGCUCGUCUGCGUUUUAUUGAGUGAUUCUAUCCCUAAACCUGACCGCACAGACCAGCUUCAUGGUCGCCGUCGGCGAAAGCGUGUGUUCAAUGUUUUCUUAAAAAAACAAAAACAAGAGGGAGGAGGGGAAAAAAAGACUGGAGAAAAAUGUGGGUCACUCCUGAAGACGUGUUACUGGCGGGAGCGUUGUGGAUCACCGAGAGAGCAAACCCCUAUUUCAUCCUCCAGAAACGGAAGGGCCACGGGGAAGGAGGCGGAGGACUGGCUGGUUUGCUGGUUGGGACCCUUGAUGUCGUCCUGGACUCGAGUGCUCGGAUGGCACCGUACAGGAUCCUCUACCAGACUCCUGACUCUUUAAUUUACUCAAUCAUUGCUCAUGGAACCUCCCGUAAAGAGAUCACAGAGCACUGGGAGUGGCUGGAACAUAACCUGCUGCAGACGCUCUCCAUCUUUGAGAAUGAGAAUGAUAUUACUAACUUUGUGAAAGGAAAGGUCCAGGGCAUCAUUGCAGAGUACAAUAAGAACCACGACGUCAAAGAGGAUGACGACACGGACAAGUUCAAAGAGGCCAGCGCCAAGUUUCGUAAGAUAUUUGGGAUGCCCGAUGAAGAGAAGCUGGUCAACUAUUACUCCUGCAGUUACUGGAAAGGCAAGGUGCCUCGGCAGGGAUGGCUCUACCUCAGCAUCAACCACCUCUGCUUCUACUCCUACUUACUGGGAAAAGAAGUCAAACUGGUGGUGCGUUGGGCUGACAUGACCCAGCUGGAGAAGAGUGCCACCCUCCUGCUGCCUGACGCGAUCAAGGUGAGCACCCGCAGCAACGAGCACGUCUUCUCCGUCUUCCUCAACAUCAACGAGACGUUCAAGCUGGCAGAGCAGCUGGCCAACAUCGCCAUGCGUCAGCUCCUGGACAACAAAGGCUUCGAGCAGGACCGCUCGCUGCCCAAGCUCAAGAAGAAGUCUCCCAAGAAGGUGUCGGCACUCAAGAGGGACCUCGAUGCCCGAGCUAAGAGCGAGCGUUACCGCGCUCUGUUCCGUCUGCCCAAAGAUGAAAAACUGGAUGGACACACAGACUGCACCCUGUGGACUCCCUUUAAUAAGAUGCACAUCCUGGGACAGAUGUUCGUUUCCACCAACUACAUCUGCUUCACGAGCAAGGAGGAGACACUGUGCAGCCUCAUCAUCCCUCUGCGCGAGGUGACCAUCGUGGAGAAAGCAGACAGCUCCAACGUGCUGCCCAGUCCAGUCUCUAUCAGUACCAAGAACCGCAUGACCUUUCUCUUUGCAAACCUCAAGGACCGAGACUUCCUUGUGCAGAGAAUCUCAGACUUUCUGCAGCAGACCACCUCCAAGAUCUGCCUGGAGAGGGAACUCACUGGCAGCCUGAACAGCUCUGAUGACGAGGUGUACUCGCAGCACGGGUCCCUGCUCUCCAGCAGUCCGCAGCACAGUUCGGGUUCAGAGGGCGAGCGAACGUUCAACCUCAACGACAGCAGCGUCCCCACGGCCUCACAGGCUCUCAUGACCAUGUACCGCCGCCGCUCGCCUGAGGAGUUCAACCCCAAGCUGGCGAAAGAGUUCAUGAAGGAGCAGGCGUGGAAGAGCCACUUCUUUGAGUAUGGGCAGGGAGUGUGUAUGUACCGCACUGAGAAAACCAAGGAGCUGGUCCUCAAGGGGAUUCCUGAGAACAUGAGAGGGGAACUCUGGCUGCUUUUCUCCGGAGCAAUCAACGAGAUGGCCACUCACCCUGGAUACUAUGAAGACCUGGUGGAGAAGUCAAUGGGCAAAUACAACCUGGCAACAGAGGAGAUUGAGAGAGACCUGCACCGCUCUCUGCCUGAACACCCGGCCUUUCAGAACGAGAUGGGCAUCGCUGCCCUCCGCAGAGUCCUCACUGCCUACGCUUUCAGAAACCCCAAUAUUGGAUACUGUCAGGCCAUGAAUAUUGUGACGUCCGUGCUGCUGCUCUACGCCAAAGAGGAGGAGGCGUUUUGGCUGCUGGUGGCGCUCUGCGAGAGGAUGCUGCCCGACUACUACAACACUAGGGUUGUAGGAGCUCUAGUUGAUCAGGGCGUGUUUGAGGAACUGGCCCGGGAGUACGUUCCACAGCUGUACGACUGCAUGCAGGACCUCGGCGUCAUCUCCACAAUUUCUCUCUCCUGGUUUCUCACUCUCUUCCUGUCGGUCAUGCCGUUUGAGAGCGCCGUGGUGGUGGUGGACUGCUUUUUCUACGACGGCAUUAAGGUCAUCUUUCAGCUGGCGCUCUCUGUGCUGCACGCCAACAUCGAUCAGCUGCUGUGCUGCAAGGAUGACGGCGAGGCCAUGACUGUACUAGGCAGGUACUUGGACAGUGUGACCAAUAAGGACAGUACUUUACCUCCCAUCCCCCACCUGCACUCUUUACUAACAGACAACGGAGAACCACAUCCCGACGUGGACAUCUUUAAGCUGGUCCGCAGCUCCUACGAGAAGUUUGGUUCGAUCCGUGCAGAUGUGAUUGAACAGAUGCGUUUCAAACAGAGGCUGAAGGUCAUUCAAACCAUAGAGGACACGACAAAGCGCAACGUGGUCAGAACUAUUGUAACAGAGACUGCUUUCAGUAUUGAUGAGUUGGAGGAACUUUACGUGCUAUUUAAGGCCGAACACUUGACCAGCUGUUACUGGGGCGGCAGCAGCAACCCCACAGAGCGCCACGACCCCAGCCUGCCCUACCUGGAGCAGUACCGCAUAGACGUGGAGCAGUUCAAGGGCCUGUUCAACCUGCUGUUUCCCUGGGCCAACGGCGCCCACUCGGACCCCCUGGCCGCGCACUUCUUCCGUCUCCUCGACGAGAAUGGAGAUGCGCUCAUCAAUUUCAGGGAGUUCAUCAAUGGCUUGGGUGUUUUGUGUCACGGAGACCUCACAGAGAAGCUGAAGCUUCUCUACAAGAUGCACGUUUUACCUGAAAUGACCCGUGAACAUGAGGAGCCUGAUUCUGCCUUUGAAGCCACUCAGUACUUCUUUGAAGACAUCACUCCAGACCUGUCACUCGGUCAUGAUUCAAAGUGCAGAAGUGAGAAGGAUGAUGGUUUUGUCAGAGUCACCUUUAAGACUGAGAAGGUCAAGAAAUUGAACGCACCCGACUACCACCAUUACCUGAAACUGUGGAACCAGGAGAGCAAAUCUAAACUAGAAAACACAAAACACCUCCCCAAGCUGAAUCAGAGUCAGUUCAUAGAACUUUGCAAGACCCUGUACUGCAUGUUCAGCGAGGAUGUUUCGGAGCAGGAGCUCUAUCACGCCACAGCCACGGUCACCAGUUUGCUGCUGGAAAUGGGAGAGGUGGGAAAGCUCUUCUCAUCCUCCUGUAGAAAUGACCACAACAUGGAGGGUAAAUCUGAGCCCAGCAUAUACACUAGAGAUGCCGCAGAUCCCAAAAUCAGUCAGGACGCCGUGCUCGAUGGCAUGUUCCGGCAGAGGGAGCAGGGAGACACCUUUGUCCGUUCAAAUCUGGAGAACCAGUCAAGGCCGCGCGGGGACGGAAAAGGGGACGAAGAGGACGAGCAGCUGCCGCCGAUGCACGACAUCAAGCUGGAGGACUCGUCUCUCAAAGACGCCGGCACGUCGUCUGCCAUGCUCAUCUCUGACGAUGAAACCAAAGACGACUCCUCCAUGUCGUCUUACUCUGUGCUGAGCGCCGGCUCCCACGAGCUGGACGAAAAGCUGCAGUGCGAGGACAUCGCAGAAGACACAGUGCUGGUGCGCAGCGACUCCGGCGCCAAUGGCGAGAGGAGUAACCGGCCCUGUGGUGGCGGACCCCUGGACAGAGCGCUGCCUCACAGCACGAGCAUUGACAAAGACUGGGCCAUUACCUUUGAGCAGUUCUUGGCCUCCGUGCUCACCGAGCAGGCCCUCGUACAUUACUUUGAGAAGCCGGUGGACGUGGCGUCUCGUAUCACUAAUGCAAAGAAUGUGCAUAAAAUCGGGCGCCCCCUGCUGUCCACAAGUGACUAUGAGAUCUCAUUAUCAGGCUAAAGUCUCAGAAGAGACUUCACACAGACUUUUAAAAGGGAAGCACGAUGAAUCAGCGUCACAGAGAGGUUUAGAUGAAGGUAAAUGGAAAAUCUUUAUGUACGAUGGUUAAAAGAAAGUGACCAAAAACUGCUCUUAGCAAUGUAUUUUACCAGAUGUGAAAGACUUUUAUUAUAACAAUCACUAGAUUCUGUCCAGCUCUGAGGGAACGGGACGUUAAUAUUUAUGUUUGCUCCAAUUAAAAGUGUGUGUACAUGUAGUAGCUGUACUUUAUAAGACAUUACUCAUAGGUGUGGGUAUUGUAAUCGGUUGUACUCUUAGGCUAUGUAUAUGUAAAUGUACACAGAUACAGUCCAGUAGUCUACGGUAUGUACAGUCACCUAACAUUAUAUAUAUGUCAUGAUUUUAUUUGCUGCUAAUCCAAACUCCAAAAAGAUGAUAAAGCUGUGAAAAUUCAAUGUGAGUGAAUUUUCAUGUUACUGUGUAGACUCUCUGUAGCUCAGCACCAUUUAGAUGCAGUGGGUCACUUUGGUAGAAAGUGCUAUAAUCUCUGUCGCACAUGUACGUCCCAGUUUCCCAAUAAUGUCGCCCCUUUACACUUUAUUUCCUAAAUAGUUCUUAAUAGCUAUAAAACUGACAGUCGCAGUGUGUCAGAGAGGUUUUUGACGGUUCAGGAAAUCAAAGUGAGAUAAAUGUUCUUUAUAAAUGAGACUACACUGAGAAAGAUUCUGCACUUUUCUUGUUGUUUACAAUAAUGUGAUCUCACUAAUGUCUUCGCUUGCCUUUUAAAUGGCAACUGUCACCUGCGCUCCCAACUGAAAUGUUGCCAUUUUCCAUUUCUUUAAAAAUGUUUUACAUUUUUUUAGGUUUGUAAAUUUUUUUUAUUAUUUAUAUUGUUUUUUUUUCUGUUGUUGUAUGUACAUUGUUUUGUUUUUUUUAAAUCGUCAGUUUGUUUUAACUCUUGAUGAUUUGUGUAUCACUCCAUCGAAAUCCAUCGAAAUAAAUUUGAUCGUCUCAA